AUGAAGUUCCUGGUGGCCUACGACUCAUCGGCCACGGCCAAGCACGCCCUUGAGCGCACCCUCGGCCUCCUCCACCGCGACAGAGACUCGGUGCUGCCCGAGUUGCUGUUGACGGAGGACACAGUGCAGCGGAUCACCGCGGCCCGCCUCAACGACGCCAUACGGGUCAUGAAGUCCCUCAGCGACCUCCUCACGGCCGAACAUGAGAUCCUGGACCAAGCCGCCGCGUGCGAGGCCGACAUGAUCGUCAUGGGCUCUCGCGGCAUGGGCACCAUACAAGGCGUAUCGCAGCGGUGCUUGAACGAGGCGAAGGUGCCGGUGAUGGUGGUCCGUCAGGUCGUGCGGCCGGCCACGGUUGAGGUGUCGCCAGCGGCGGCCACGUCUGCGGUGCUCUGA
Molecule: messenger RNA, 396 nt
Organism: Acanthamoeba castellanii str. Neff
Lineage: Eukaryota; Discosea; Longamoebia; Acanthamoebidae
Product: universal stress domain containing protein
Exons: 4
Coding region: 1-396 (131 amino acids)
Source: RefSeq, a predicted model, not a curated record